AUGCAGCUGUUGAAGAAUGUUUUCUUGUGCUUGUGCAUGAUAAUCUCUAACGGCGUGUUUGGUGUUGAUGCAGAUGAAGUGAAGUCAGUGUCAGUGAUGGAGGGAGAUUCUGUCAUUCUACACCAUAAUUUUACUCACAUACAGAGACCAGAUGAGAUACUUUGGAUGUUUGAACCUCAAGGGACUGAUAUAGCUAAGAUCCAUAAACAGUCCAACUCAAGCUAUAUAUAUGAUGAUGAUGAGAGAUUCAAAGGCAAACUACAACUGGAUGAUCAAACUGGAUCUCUCACCAUCACAAAGAUCAGCAUCAAAAACUCUGGACUUUAUAAACUAAACGUCAGGAACAACAAACAAAUAAUUUACACAAAAUUCAACGUUACUGUUUAUGCUCAUCUGCUUGUUCCUGUCAUCAUCAGAAACUCACAAUGUUCAUCAGAAAAAUGUGUGUUGUUGUGUUCAGUGAUGAAUGUGACACAUGUGAGUCUCUCCUGGUACAAAGGAAACAGUUUAUUGUCCAACAUCAGUGUGUCUGAUCUCAACAUCAGACUCUCUCUACCUCUGGAGGUGGAAUAUCAGGAUACAAACACAUACAGCUGUGUCAUCAGCAAUCCCAUCACAAACCACACACAACAUCUCGACAUCACUGAACACUGUCAGCUAUGUUUGGAUCUAAACCUCUUGAUAAGUACUGCUGUUAUUGUUGUUACUGUGUUUUUGCUGUGGCUGGUAGCAUUUGUGAUUUACCGCCACAAGAAGGCAAGCUCAAAUGGAUCAGCUACAAUCGCACUUGAAUUUGAUUUCCAGGAAUAUGCAGGAGAAAUGUGGAAGCAAACUGAACAGAAUUACUGA
Triplophysa dalaica is the source of this 849-nucleotide messenger RNA. Its product is annotated as SLAM family member 9-like. The record is from RefSeq and is a predicted model, not a curated record. Lineage: Eukaryota; Metazoa; Chordata; Actinopteri; Cypriniformes; Nemacheilidae. The coding region runs from base 1 to 849 and encodes 282 amino acids. The transcript has 5 exons.